This is a messenger RNA of Zophobas morio, 841 nucleotides long. Its product is annotated as sodium/potassium-transporting ATPase subunit beta-2-like. Gene Ontology annotation, cellular component: sodium:potassium-exchanging ATPase complex. Bases 58 to 807 code for a protein of 249 amino acids. Lineage: Eukaryota; Metazoa; Arthropoda; Insecta; Coleoptera; Tenebrionidae. The transcript has 7 exons. Gene Ontology annotation, biological process: intracellular sodium ion homeostasis; potassium ion import across plasma membrane; sodium ion export across plasma membrane. The record is from RefSeq and is a predicted model, not a curated record. Gene Ontology annotation, molecular function: ATPase activator activity.
ACCGGUUGUCAGAAGUAUUUUCGCUUUGAAACAGUAUAUGUGAAAACAACAACCGCAAUGCGUACCACAAACCACGUUGCAGCACUCCUUUUCGUUUAUUUAUCUUGGACCAGUGCUUGUCAAAGUCGAAUCAAAAACAGUCCAGUUCUGGAAUUCAGGCCACUCCCAAAGGAAAGCGACAGUACCCUGGUAUGGAUCCAAGGAAGGUCGGAAGAGCUGUAUCAACACUGGAUAGAUUCAUUAACUCAUUUUUUGGAACCAUAUUUUAGUAUAGGUGGUUGGGGAAGUUCUGACCAUAAAUGUAGCGACGAACCACCACCGAAAGGAAGCGUUUGUGCUGUAAAAGUCCGCGAUUUUUGGCCUUGUAGUCCAGAAAACCGCUUCGGAUAUGACAGAGGAGAACCCUGUAUAUUUCUCAGACUUGGUGACAUCCCGAAAGGGUGGAGACCGGAAUUGUACAAUUCGUCCAACGUGCCCAAAGAAAUGCCCGAUUUUUUGAAAAAUUUAGUUCGAGAGGAGGAACAAAAGGGGAAGCACAGCAAAGUGUGGGUCUCUUGUGACGGUGACUAUCCAGCUGACAAAGAAUACAUUGGUCCAGUUACGUAUUAUCCAGGACCGGCUUUUCCGGCGUAUCAUUUUCAUGCCGCAGAUAACACGGAAUUUUUAAAUCCGUUAGUGGCGGUAAAAUUUGAACGGGCAAGCAGGGGGGUUAUAAUCAACGUGGUAUGUACAGCAUGGGCCACAAAUAUUCCGCGUGAUGCCAAAGAAAAACUUGGGACGCUUAAUUUUGAGUUAAGCAUAGACUAAAAUUGAAAUUUGUGAUGGAAAAAGAAUAAAAUGU